Messenger RNA from Ipomoea triloba (trilobed morning glory), 3025 nucleotides. RefSeq names its product glucosamine inositolphosphorylceramide transferase 1-like. The record is from RefSeq and is a predicted model, not a curated record. The transcript has 4 exons. Gene Ontology annotation, molecular function: glycosyltransferase activity. Gene Ontology annotation, cellular component: membrane. NCBI's taxonomy places the organism in Eukaryota, Viridiplantae, Streptophyta, Magnoliopsida, Solanales, Convolvulaceae. Bases 439 to 2745 code for a protein of 768 amino acids.
AAAUAUUUUGUAGUGAGCAGAGGACCAAAAUGUGUACAAUAGUAGUUAUAGACAACUCAUGAUGUUGGAGAGAUUGCCCGAAGUUGCAGUUAACGUUUUUGUUCCGUCACCUUUCGCAAGUUUCCAAGUCUUUCCCAGAAACAAAUACACAGUCUACUCCCACAGCCACCGCUACUCCACUACGCCACCCAGUUUCUCUCUCUCUCUCUCUCUCUGUCUCUCUCUCUGACGUUUCUCGUUUGCUAAAUUUAGGUUCUUGAAGAGUUGUAGACGUGUUUGUAUAUAUAUAGGUAGAAGGAUACAUUUUCACGCAUGAAAUGCUGGUUUUAGUUUGGGUGUCUGAGCGCUCAGGUCCACCGAAUUGCCGGCGGUGAGAGUUUUUGUUAUUAUUUUUCUUUUUUUCCGGUGGCUCAGCUUUGAAAAAUCCGGUCUUUGGAGAUGGGUUCGGUCUCAAUUGCGGUUUCGGGGUCCGCCGCGGCAACUCAGAGCAGCGGCGGCGGGUGGCGGUGGUGGAAAAACAGCGGCGGCGGCGCCAAGAACGGAAAUAAUUACGUUAGUGGCGAUCUGUGUGAUCUUUCGUCGGCUUUUGGUUUCUUUGUGGUGUCGUUUGUGGUGCUGGGCUCGAUUGCCGGGCUCUAUUGCCGGCUCAUGCUGACGACAAAUGUCCGUGCGGGCCUCUCCUCCUUGGGCUGCCGGGAGGACAAUGAGGGCUCGUGGGCCAUUGGUGUUUUCUAUGGAGACUCUCCCUUCUUCCUUAAGGCUGUUGAAGAUAUGAAUGUACAGAGGGAUAAGAGUGCAGCAUGGCCAGUGGCCAACCCAAUUGUGACCUGUGCUUCAGCUUCACAACCCGGUUUUCCCAGUAAUUUUGUUGCUGAUCCCUUUCUUUAUGUUAAGGGAGACGUUCUGUACCUAUUCUUUGAAACUAAGAAUUCAAUCACAAUGCAAGGAGACAUUGGAGUUGCGAGAAGCAUUGACAAGGGAGCGACGUGGGAGCAAUUGGGCAUCGCCUUGGAUGAAGCAUGGCAUCUUUCCUAUCCAUAUGUCUUUGACUACAAAGGCCACAUAUAUAUGAUGCCCGAGGGCAGUGCAAAGGGGGACCUUCGUCUGUAUCGAGCUGUAAACUUUCCAUUGCAGUGGAAACUCGAGAAAGUCAUAAUGAAAAAGCCCAUGGUAGAUUCUUUCUUAAUACUGCAUGAUCGAAAGUACUGGCUUUUCGGUUCAGAUCACAGUGGUAUUGGCACUCAGAAGAAUGGACAACUAGAGAUCUGGUAUAGUGCCUCGCCGCUUGGUCCUUGGAGACCACAUAAGAAAAACCCUAUUUAUAACACGGAUAAGAGCAUGGGAGCUCGAAAUGCAGGCAGGCCGUUUAUGUAUAAUGGAAGUCUUUAUCGUGCUGGUCAAGACUGUGGUGGCACAUAUGGGCGACAAAUACGUCUCUUUAGGACAGAAGCUCUUACAGCUCAUGAGUUCAAAGAAGUUGAAGUUUCGUUGGGCCUUAAAGAGUCUAUUAAGGGACGAAAUGCCUGGAAUGGCGCUCGCACACAUCACCUCGAUGUGCAACAACUGAGCUCGGGCGAGUGGAUUGCUGUUAUGGAUGGAGACCGUGUGCCUUCGGGAGAUGUGAAUCUCCGGUUUGUUCUUGGUUGUGCUUCGGUUCUAGGCGUUGCUGGGCUUGUUAUGCUGUUGGGGAUGUUACUCGGAGCUGUGAGAUGUAUUGUGCCCUUAAGCUGGUGCCCGCAUAACGUGGGAAAGAGAAGUGAUGCUUUAUUGGCUUCUGAAAACCCAAACUCAUUCACUUCAAAAUUGAGACUGUUUUGCAGCAGAUUGAACCGAGCAAGCACAUCUCUGCACGCGAGAAUAAAAGUGAACACCUGUAGCGGGAGCUCUAUUCUUGGCUUAAUAUCCUCGGUUGCAGUGUUAUUAACGUGUAUCGGGGUUAGUUAUAUCUAUGGAGGCUCUGGUGCACAGGAGCCUUACCCGCUCGGUGGUCACUAUUCCCAAUUCACCUUAUUAACGAUGACAUAUGAAGCCCGGAUGUGGAAUUUGAAAAUGUAUAUCAAGCAUUAUUCGAGGUGUUCUUCAGUGCGGGAAAUUGUUGUGGUGUGGAACAAAGGAAAACCCCCGCAGUCAAGUGACUUCGACUCUGCAGUGCCCGUGAGGGUUAGAGUAGAGGAAAAGAACUCGUUAAACAAUCGAUUCAAGGCUGAUCCACUGAUAAAGACUCGAGCUGUUCUCGAGCUCGAUGAUGACAUUAUGAUGAGUUGUGAUGAUGUCGAGCGUGGGUUCAGGAUAUGGCGUGAGCAUCCAGACAGAAUUGUCGGGUUUUACCCCCGUCUGGUCGAUGGCAGCCCGCUGAAGUACCGUGCUGAGAAACACGCCCGUGAGCAGGACGGGUACAACAUGAUUCUGACAGGCGCCGCUUUCAUCGACACUGAAUUAGCUUCCAAACGGUACUGGAGCAAGGAAGCCACUGCUGGGCGGGAAGUCGUGGACGAGCUCUUCAACUGCGAGGACGUGCUGCUGAACUACUUGUACGCGAAUGCUAGCUCGUCCAAGGCAGUCGAGUACGUGAAACCAGCGUGGGCAAUCGACACGUCAAAGCUCUCGGGUGCAGGGAUCAGCCAGAACACGCAAGCCCAUUACGCCAUCCGAAGCAACUGCCUCCUAAAGUUUUCGGAGAUGUACGGGAGCAUAGCAAACCGGAAGUCAGAAUUCAGACACCGGAGGGACGGCUGGGAUUUAUAGGCGAUUUCGGGUUAGUAUAAGUUUUGUUUUAAUUGGCUUUUCCUCCUGUUGUGAAUUUUGGUUUGAGGAGGGCUUUAGUUUGGUUGGUCAAGUGUACAUUGGGUGUGUGUGUAGUUUAUAGUUGUUUGGUGAACAAUGUUUAAGAGUUUUGAGAACAUUGCUAGUACAGUUAGUGGAUCCGAUAGGCUAUAGUUGAAGUUGUGAUGAAAGUGUAGAUUUGAAUAAUACAGAAGUUAUUUUUUUUGCAAAAUCUGUAAUUUAGAGUUUUCCGGUUUGACUA